AUGCAGAGACCAACUGGCCAAGGCGCCGCCUUCUCCAUCGACUCGCUGAUCGGGCACUCGCCGCCGGCGCCGCGCUCCGGCCCCCUGCUCUACACCGGCUACCCCAUGUUCAUGCCCUACCGGCCCUUGGUGCUCCCCCACGGGCCGCUCCAGACGGCCGCGGGGCUCCCGCCGCUGGCUCCCCUGGCUUCCUUCGCUGGCCGCCUCACCAACUCCUUUUGCGCUAGCCUCGGCCAAGCCGUUCCGUCGAUGGUGGCGCUGACCACCGCCCUGCCCAGUUUUGGGGAACCCCCCGACAGCUUCUACCCAGCGCAGGAGCUGCCAGCCCCGGGAAGAGGCACCGCCGAGCCGCCCUGCCGGCGACGGAGCGCCGCGGACAGCCUGGAGAGCGACGAGCUGACAGCCCCGGGCCGCGAUAAAGGAGCACCGGAGCCAGUCCUCCACUUCUCGGAGCCCUUUCCUGGCCUGGCAGCAGAAGUCAAGGCCUACAGUUCGGACGAGGAGAAGCUUGACGGCCGGACGGGCGAUGCAGCCUGCGGCAGCGAGCGGGAAGAGGACGAGAGCUCCGCCGAGGCGGAGAGCGAAGAAGAGCCCUUCCUGGACGGGACGGGAGGCGGCGGCUCGUUGGGUGCCAAAGCCAAGGCGAAGCGCGUCCCUGGAGAGCCGCCGGCGGCGGCGGCGGCAGCAGCGGCCUCUGCGGGCGGAGCGUCGUCAUCGACAUCGUCGGGGCCGGGCAAGAGUCGCCGUCGGCGCACGGCCUUCACCAGCGAGCAGCUGCUGGAGCUGGAGAAGGAGUUCCACUGCAAGAAGUAUCUGAGCCUGACCGAGCGCUCGCAGAUCGCGCACGCCCUCAAGCUCAGCGAGGUCCAGGUCAAGAUCUGGUUCCAGAACCGGCGCGCCAAGUGGAAACGCAUCAAGGCCGGCAACGUCACCGGCCGCUCCGGUGAGCCCGUCCGGAACCCCAAGAUCGUCGUGCCCAUCCCGGUCCACGUCAACCGCUUCGCCGUGCGCAGCCAGCAUCAGCAGCUGGAGCAAGGCCAGCGCCCCUGACGGAUGGACGGAGCCACCGACGGACUGCAGGGAGCGAGGCAGGCCCGGCCUGGCCCACCGGCUUCCCUCCCCGUGCCCAGCGUGGACCCUUGUACCAUAACUCUUAUUUAUUCGGUGUAAAGUCUGGACAGACGGGCAUUCCCUCCUCCAGGCGUCGGGGCGGUGCUCUGCUCGGGCCACGCCUGGUCCCGCACAACCUCGGCCCCUCCCGCUUCCCCGCUAUCUGUACAUACCGCCCCCCCCG
This is a messenger RNA of Rhineura floridana, 1294 nucleotides long. RefSeq names its product gastrulation brain homeobox 1 (gene GBX1). Gene Ontology annotation, cellular component: nucleus. Gene Ontology annotation, molecular function: RNA polymerase II transcription regulatory region sequence-specific DNA binding; DNA-binding transcription factor activity, RNA polymerase II-specific. Gene Ontology annotation, biological process: regulation of nervous system development; regulation of transcription by RNA polymerase II. The record is from RefSeq and is a predicted model, not a curated record. NCBI's taxonomy places the organism in Eukaryota, Metazoa, Chordata, Lepidosauria, Squamata, Rhineuridae. Bases 1 to 1050 code for a protein of 349 amino acids. The transcript has 2 exons.